Molecule: messenger RNA, 2462 nt
Organism: Drosophila subpulchrella
Lineage: Eukaryota; Metazoa; Arthropoda; Insecta; Diptera; Drosophilidae
Product: protein germ cell-less
Exons: 4
Coding region: 234-1943 (569 amino acids)
Biological process (GO): germ cell development
Molecular function (GO): protein binding
Source: RefSeq, a predicted model, not a curated record
CGGUCACACUGUCGGAGAGGCCUGAACUGAACUGCAGCAAAACAAAGAUUAAUUUGUCAGCAAACGGAAUUGGAAUGGUUUAAACGCACGCUUAUCCAUACUCGCGUAGAACUUUAGAAGGUGUUUAUUUUAUUUUUGAUAAUCAAGCUAGUGGACGGCGGAGUGCAAUUGCAGUUACAUAAAAUUGCAAACUGUAACUGCAUAUUUACAACUGAGGAAUCCUGCGCUGAGCCAUGGGUCAGAUCGUGGGCUCCAUGCAUAUGAACGUAGCGGAGGUGUUCAGCAACCGGCGAAAACGGAAGCGAAGCACGGACUCCUCGCUGGGCAAGGAUGAGCAGACCCAGCUGGACACCACGCAACCCAAGAAGAAAAAGCUUCUUACGACCACCCAGUACAUAUACAAAGCGCUCUUUAAGGAGGAAAAGAACUCUGAUGUGGCUGUCAUGGCUCUGGAUAAAGUGUGGCACCUGCACAAGGUCUACCUGAGCCAGAGUCCCUACUUCUACACAAUGUUCAACGGGAGUUGGCGGGAGGCGCAACAGAACUUUAUUCAGAUCGCGAUCCUCGACGAACGGAUAACCGUGGCCAGCCUGGACGCUGUCUUUGGAUCUAUGUACUCCGAUGAGAUCGAGAUUGAGUCAGCGGACGUGAUCUCGGUCCUGGCCACGGCCACGCUCUUCCACUUGGACGGGAUCAUCGACAAGUGUGCCGAAGUGAUGGUGGACAACAUCAGUCCGGAGACAGCCAUUCAGUACUACGAGGCCGCCUGCCAAUACGGUGUGGUUGCCGUAAAGAAGUCAACCUUCCAGUGGUUCCAGAUUAACCUGCUAAGUAUCUACAGUAAACAGCCGAAUCUGCUGAGGCACAUCUCUAUCGAACUGAUGAGUGCGCUAACCGCCAGUCCCGAUUUGUAUGUGAUGCAGACAGAGUUUUCGCUUUACACAUUACUGCGCACAUGGAUGUUUUUGUGCCUGCAUCCCGACUACGAUCCAGAGGACCCUGUGCAGCGGGCAGAAGCGGUCAAGGCGCAAGAGCGGUUGGUCAAUGCCGGCGUGGAGACGCACACCCCCAGCGGAGAUGUCGUCCAGUGGACGUACUUCACCAGCCGCAUGGAGGAGCGUUCGUUCCUGGCAACACCCGAGGGGCAGCCAUAUAUAAGGGUCUUCCAAAAGCUACGAACCCAGUACCUGACCAACCACUACAUGGAUCUGAAAAUCAUCUACAAUGACAACAUCAUACCCAAGGAGUGGCUUUAUCGGCACAUCCACAACCACUGGGACGCCCUACUGCGGAUCGAUCACGGGCAAGAGGAUUGCAGUCCCCAGCAGCUGGACGACGAGCAGUUCUUUGAGAGUUGCAUGCGAUGUGGUCGUAUGUUGCUAGAGCCUGGCUACCAGAAGUGGCGCUGGACGGGCUUCAACUACGGCAUGGAUCUCAUACUUAUAAUGGACUCCCGAAGACUGAACAUUCGUCGCCAUCAUCGGCACGAGCACGAGCGGGUGCUCAGCCUGCAGACGAAGCGCAAGUUCAUGGUCCGCACCACAGUGACCUCGAUAAACGCCCAGCGGCAGCCAAUCUUCACUCAGACAUCUGAAAUCUGUUCCCUAAGCCUCGAGAAAAACGAGGAGGUACCGCUGAUGGUGCUCGAUCCGAAACUGGUUCACCCACUGCUAAUCUCUAUUAAUAUGCUGGUGGUGAUGCCGCCAAACCAGAGCUUUAAGGAGAUUGUGCCGCUCAGCGAGGAGGCGACCACGUCGCUGUCCAUACCCAUUUCAGAGAUCGGAGCGAACAGCGAUCGACCGCUAACACCGUCCAGUGCCGAUGAUUCGGCUGUCUUCAUUGGCGACUCGGAGCCGACAACGCCAUCCUCACCGGCUCCGCGGCCGAGGAUAGUUUGGCCGGUCGGCGACACGGAGGGCAUAUGCGGCCAAUUGGCGUGCUGAGCACGAUCAUCGAAGCAGUCCACCAUUACCAGUACCACCACUACCACCAUUUUUUGUUCAUUUACCCGCUACGGCCGGUACUCGUUGUAGUUCUAAUUGUAAAUUCGUUUUUCGCCAUCGCGAUUAGCUGCGGCUGAUCAAUCUUAUCUAGAAGUUUGUACAUUGAGCAUGAGCAUAUCCGCGAUCGUGUUGGUAUGCGCAAAUCUAUAUUUUUGUAUAUCGUUUACAUCAUUAGUAUCUUGUAAUAACGCUUAACGUCAUCUACUUGUUUAGGGUAGACGCACGCUCCAGUGCCCUCGCACAAUGUAGAUGUUGCAUGUAGUUUGUAAAUUCGGAGUUUUAAGAUUGAUUGUUAUGUUUAAGUAACAAGAACGCGGCAAAGAAACUAUGUUUUAAGCGUCUUCGAAUCCUGCAAGUUCAAUGCAUAUGCUUACUGUCCCUAACACAGUUUUACUCGCUACAUGUACGCACAGUAACUUAUCUUGAGAGAUCAUUUAUUAAAAAUACAUUUAAUUUAAA